AAUCUGUACCUUGGCUAGUUUGUACUUUCAAAACCCCGCCUUGAUUUUACAUUAGUAGCCCAAUUAAUUUGGCUACAAACCCGCCAACCUGGCAACCCAGGCUUUGCAAGUGUCCAGGUGUAACUGCAUUAACGUCCGUUCGCUGCCGGAGGGGGACAUUGAUUGACGGUCUCCACGGGGACGGCCAGUCUAACCAAUGCAAAGACUCCUCCCCUGUCCCUGCACCGGCCAAUGGUGUUCGCAGCUGCGGCCCAGGACGUUCCUGCCGGAGUUUGCAGUUGUGGAGGAAUCACGUUGGGACGAGACUAUCCGUUUACAGUUUGAGGGGGGGUAAGAGAAAACAACAACAAUCACCCCCCUGUAUUUACUAUGAUUUCUGCGCGGCCGCUGGAAACCUGAUCGUCCCACGGAGAAGGGGAGGACUUCAUCUUUUAAGAAAAGGGGGGAGCAAAAAAUGUCUUCCCCUACUUCCAACGGGAUAGGGAACGCGAUCGAGAUCAAGCAGGAAAAUGCCCUGGAGAGCGGCGAGAAUGAGGUGGCGGCGGAGCUGAGCGCGUUACAGUCUUUCUCUAUGGAGCAUGUGGGCCAAGUGGAGACCGAGAUCAAGAGCGAACUUUUACCCGGCGCCCCGUAUACCCUGUCAUUCUCCCCGGAGCACGUCGCGUGCGUGUGUGAGGCUCUGCAGCAAGGUGGGGACCUGGACAGACUCGCCCGCUUCCUGUGUUCUCUCCCGCACAGCGAGCUGCUACGUGGCAACGAGAGUAUCCUGAGAGCCCGGGCGCUGGUCGCUUUCCACCAGGGAAUGUUCUCCGAGCUCUUCCUGCUGCUGGAGAGCCACAACUUCCAGCCGUCCCACCACGCCGCGCUGCAGGAGCUCUGGUACAAGGCGCGAUAUAUCGAGGCGGAGAAGGCCCGGGGGAGAGCGCUGGGGGCGGUGGACAAAUACCGGCUGAGAAGGAAGUUCCCCCUGCCCCGCACUAUCUGGGACGGAGAGGAGACCGUCUACUGCUUUAAGGAGAAGUCCCGCAACGCGCUGAAAGAGCUUUACAAGCACAACCGCUACCCGUCCCCCGCCGCCAAGAGGAACCUCGCCAAGGUCACCGGCCUGUCCCUCACUCAGGUCAGCAACUGGUUCAAGAACAGACGCCAGCGCGACCGCAACCCUUCCGAGGCUCAGUCCAAGAGUGAAUCGGAUGGAAACCACAGCACUGAAGAUGAAUCGAGCAAAGGCCAAGAUGACAUGUCUCCUCAUCCUCUUUCCAACUCCUCAGAUGGUGUUUCCAACUUAAAUCCUUUAGGUCCUGCUGAUGCCGUAUACAUGCAGCACAUUGGAAAUAAAAUAUCCUUAAGUUCUUCUGGUGUGUUGUUAAAUGGUAGCUUGGUACCUACAAAUACUUCAUCUGUCUUCUUAAAUGGCAGCUCAUUUAUCCAGGGACCUAAUGGAGUAUUCCUUAAUGGUUUAAAUGUAGCAAAUUCACAGACUUUGACCUUGAAUACACCUAAAUUGGCCUCAACAGUUGUGAGCAAUGGGGCAACAAAUGGAGAUGUCUUGGUGGCUUCCACAGAAGAAGUAAAGGACUUCAAAGUUCCUCAGAGUGGCCUGACAGAUUCCAACACAAGUUACAGUGCAAAUUUAGCACAAUCCUUCCCCGGAUUAAUACCUGCUACAGAAGUCAAAACUGAGACUCUUCAGCCUGUAAGUUCUCAAGAUGGAGGAACUGUAGUCACUUUCACAACCCCCAUCCAAAUAAACCCAUAUGGCAUCGUUCAGAUCCCGAAUUCAGGAGCAAAUGGUCAACUGAUCAAUGGAAGUAUUGGAUUUUCCACACUCCAGCUGCCUUCUGUUGCUGUUUCACAAGGUAAUCUUUCGGUCACUCCUGGUGCAUCUGACGGGGGAGCGUUUCCAACUGAUACCGCUUCAAGUGGAGACCAAGGGAAAGUAUUUCUCAGCUCACUUCCGCACAGCACCGUCGUAUACACAGUUCCGCAUUCUAUAAAACAGGAUGGACUGGAACGAAGCCUUGUUUUUUCUCCGUUAAUGCCCGUCAAUCAAAGCGCAGCACAAGUGAACAUUAGCAUGCCUUCAGAUGACACUCUACAGUCUGUUGCAGCAUCGUUGGUAAAUGGAGGUCAUGCACAACAUUUUUCACUUCCUCCAUCUACCUUGAUAACUACUUCUGCACAUCUUGCUUCUCAUUCGGUAAACCAAUCCAUUUCAGCACCUGCAACUACCACAACUAGUGUGACUGCCACUAGUAACACUAACUUUACACCGUUACAGAAUUGUCACUACAUUUCCACCCAAGACCUCCUGUCUGUCUCUUCUGCACAACCAACCCUUGGCUUGCCAGUUCUUUCAACCAGCAGUAAUAGCGGCCUCCCUGCUUCUCAAGUCCAUCAGGAUUUCAGUAGCCAUCACAACCUGGUUCUGCAGCCUCUGAAUGACACAAAAGAGAAUUACUCGCUCAUAUCUCACAACAGCACAAUAAGCGGGAGUGUCAUGUUGUUAGACACAAAAUCAAAGUAUGUGGUCAGCAAUAUGGUCAGCAGUGGCUGCGAAGAACUUGACACAGACAAAAAGGAUCUAGCCAAGCUUCAGAAUGUUCAAAUGGACGAAGACAUGCAAGAUUUAUAAUUGGAGAAAUUCCAUACAUUUUUGAUAGCGAACUGCCUUUGUUCAUCCACUUAGGUAUGAUAUAUUUAGAAUGUUGGGUUUUGGAAGACAGCACUGCUUUUUUUUUUUUUGUGAACUCUUACCCUUUUCUGAAUUAUGGGUAUGAAAGGGAACACGACUUACAAGGGAUACUGUCAUGGGAAAUUGUUUUUUCUCAAAACGCACCAGUUAAUAGUGCUGCUCCAGGAGAAUUCUGCACCGAAAUCUAUUUCUCAAAACAGCAAACAGAUUUUUUUAUAUUUCAUUUU
This is a messenger RNA of Xenopus laevis (African clawed frog), 2922 nucleotides long. It is a transcript of the gene six4.S, whose product is annotated as SIX homeobox 4 S homeolog. Gene Ontology annotation, molecular function: DNA-binding transcription factor activity, RNA polymerase II-specific; DNA binding; RNA polymerase II cis-regulatory region sequence-specific DNA binding. Gene Ontology annotation, cellular component: nucleus; cytoplasm; transcription regulator complex. The record is from RefSeq and is a predicted model, not a curated record. Lineage: Eukaryota; Metazoa; Chordata; Amphibia; Anura; Pipidae. The transcript has 3 exons. Bases 455 to 2635 code for a protein of 726 amino acids. Gene Ontology annotation, biological process: regulation of DNA-templated transcription; regulation of transcription by RNA polymerase II.